Messenger RNA from Pan troglodytes (chimpanzee), 2575 nucleotides. It is a transcript of the gene PRODH, whose product is annotated as proline dehydrogenase 1. Bases 610 to 2181 code for a protein of 523 amino acids. Gene Ontology annotation, cellular component: mitochondrion. Gene Ontology annotation, molecular function: proline dehydrogenase activity; FAD binding. The record is from RefSeq and is a predicted model, not a curated record. The transcript has 16 exons. NCBI's taxonomy places the organism in Eukaryota, Metazoa, Chordata, Mammalia, Primates, Hominidae.
GAUGACAGUGGUUCCCUGAGUGGGGGGGCGGGGGGGGGGGAGAGAACCGGCUCUACAAGUGUUACUCUGCACACAUUCGGUUGAGUCUUUCACAGGGGGUACAAGUGUAUGUGUUACUGAUGCAGGUUUCUAAAUCCUUGAAGGAGCUCCUCACCUGAAGAAGAUGUGGGGCUGCCCUGGUCUCAGACCCAUCCUGUUCUCCCGACUAUCCCUGGGUGCUGCCAGCAGGAAUGAGGCCUGGCUCAGGCUCAGUGGGAGACGGAGAACAUGUCAGCCUGUUCAUUUUCCAGUUUCUAAUCCUCUUGAUAAAAGAACAAAAUGCAGUAAAGUCAGAUUCUGCUUGGAGGCUGCAGGAAGGCAGGGACUAGAAGUUGUUCCUGAAACUACGGUCUCAAGAGAUGCUCCCCACAUAAAAGGAGUUCUAGUAUCCAUUGGGUUUGAGAAACCCCAGGCUCUUCCUGUGUUGGGGCUGAGUCGGCAGGGGCAGCAGACACAACGCGGAGGUGUGCUUCUGAGCAUCACACUCGGCCCUCCUCUCCAAGUAGCCUCUCGUUGUCCCUGUCCUUUCUGCCCUGGCUGUCCCCCGUGCUGGAGCUCCCACAGUUGUCCAUGCCAUCUCCUCGCCUUGGCAAGCCCCACUCCUGGAUCUGGCUGCUGUAUGUUUCCAGGAAACUUCUAGGACAGAGGCUAUUCAACAAGCUCAUGAAGAUGACCUUCUAUGGGCAUUUUGUAGCCGGGGAGGACCAGGAGUCCAUCCAGCCCCUGCUUCGGCACUACAGGGCCUUCGGUGUCAGCGCCAUCCUGGACUAUGGAGUGGAGGAGGACCUGAGCCCCGAGGAGGCAGAGCACAAGGAGAUGGAGUCCUGCACCUCAGCUGCGGAGAGGGAUGGCAGUGGCACGAGUAAGCGGGACAAGCAAUACCAGGCCCACCGGGCCUUCGGGGACCGCAGGAAUGGUGUCAUCAGUGCCCGCACCUACUUCUACGCCAAUGAGGCCAAGUGCGACAGCCACAUGGAGACAUUCUUGCGCUGCAUCGAAGCCUCAGGUAGAGUCAGCGAUGACGGCUUCAUAGCCAUUAAGCUCACGGCACUGGGGAGACCCCAGUUUCUGCUGCAGUUCUCAGAGGUGCUGGCCAAGUGGAGGUGCUUCUUUCACCAAAUGGCUGUGGAGCAAGGGCAGGCGGGCCUGGCUGCCAUGGACACCAAGCUGGAGGUGGCGGUGCUGCAGGAAAGUGUCGCAAAGAUGGGCAUCGCAUCCAGGGCUGAGAUUGAGGACUGGUUCACGGCAGAGACCCUGGGAGUGUCUGGCACCGUGGACCUGCUGGACUGGAGCAGCCUCAUCGACAGCAGGACCAAGCUGUCCAAGCACCUGGUAGUCCCCAACGCACAGACAGGACAGCUGGAGCCCCUGCUGUCCCGGUUCACUGAGGAGGAGGAGCUACAGAUGACGAGGAUGCUACAGCGGAUGGAUGUCCUGGCCAAGAAAGCCACAGAGAUGGGCGUGCGGCUGAUGGUGGAUGCCGAGCAGACCUACUUCCAGCCGGCCAUCAGCCGCCUGACGCUGGAGAUGCAGCGGAAGUUCAAUGUGGAGAAGCCGCUCAUCUUCAACACAUACCAGUGCUACCUCAAGGAUGCCUAUGACAAUGUGACCCUGGACGUGGAGCUGGCUCGCCGUGAGGGCUGGUGUUUUGGGGCCAAGCUGGUGCGGGGCGCAUACCUGGCCCAGGAGCGAGCCCGUGCGGCAGAGAUUGGCUAUGAGGACCCCAUCAACCCCACGUACGAGGCCACCAACGCCAUGUACCACAGGUGCCUGGACUACGUGCUGGAGGAGCUGAAGCACAACGCCAAGGCCAAGGUGAUGGUGGCCUCCCACAAUGAGGACACAGUGCGCUUCGCACUGCGCAGGAUGGAGGAGCUGGGCCUGCAUCCUGCUGACCACCAGGUGUACUUUGGACAGCUGCUAGGCAUGUGUGACCAGAUCAGCUUCCCGCUGGGCCAGGCCGGCUACCCCGUGUACAAGUACGUGCCCUAUGGCCCCGUGAUGGAGGUGCUGCCCUACUUGUCCCGCCGUGCCCUGGAGAACAGCAGCCUCAUGAAGGGCACCCAUCGGGAGCGGCAGCUGCUGUGGCUGGAGCUCUUGAGGCGGCUCCGAACUGGCAGCCUCUUCCAUCGCCCUGCCUAGCACCCGCCAGCCCACCCUCAGCCUCCAGCACCCCCGGCCCCCACCCAGGCCAUCACCACAACUGCAGCCAACCCCAUCCUCACACAGAUUCACCUUUUUUCACCCCACACUUGCAGAGCUGCUGGAGGUGGAGUCAGGUGCCUCCCAGCCCUGCCAAUGGUGGGGGCACUCAGGUGUGGGCUGACCCUGAUACCUGCCUGGGAUAGCCGCUGGUAACUGUUAGGAACUUUCCUCGGAUGUGUGGGCCCAAGGCCCCCACCUCUGUGACCCCCAUGUCCUUGGACCUAGAGGAUUGUCCACCUUCUGCCAAGGCCAGCCCACACAGCCCGAGCCCCUCGGGGAGCAGUGGCCGGGCUGGGGAGGCCUGCCUGGUCAAUAAACCACUGUUCCUGCA